Molecule: messenger RNA, 2726 nt
Organism: Scophthalmus maximus (turbot)
Lineage: Eukaryota; Metazoa; Chordata; Actinopteri; Pleuronectiformes; Scophthalmidae
Gene: ildr2b
Product: immunoglobulin-like domain containing receptor 2
Exons: 10
Coding region: 307-2181 (624 amino acids)
Biological process (GO): pancreas development
Cellular component (GO): membrane
Source: RefSeq, a predicted model, not a curated record
CUUCCCCUCGCUGCAGGGAAAAGAGUUUCAAAAAAACCCCUGCUUCCAGCCGAUGAACUAAACUCCCCGGACCUCCCUCUUGUGUUCCCCGCACGGAGCAGCAGAUGAAGUUGUCAGUUCUCGGUGCGGGUGGUGGAGGUGGUGUUGUGCCGGGACUCACCUCCCGUGCGUAAAGUGGUACAGUCCCGUUACGCAGUCGCAGUCUGGCGCCUGUUCGCCGCAGUUCAGCGGACCGAGAUUUUUUUUAAUUUUUUUUAUUAGCAACAUGCGGAUAAACUGCACUUUACUUUGAAAACGGACACCAUAAUGAACUUUUACCAGCUGGCGGUUUUCCUGGGAGCAUCACUGUGUGCGUGUAAUGGUGUCCAUGUCACGGUGCGGGAGAAGCAGCGGUUUGCGAUGCUCUUCCAGUCCGUGGUCCUCCCGUGUCAGUACCAAACGGGCUCCAUCCAGAACCCGGUGGUGCAGUGGUGGUACAAGUCCUACUGUCGCGACCGCACGCGAGAGUCCUUCACCCUGCCGGAGAGUCUGGGCGUGCAGGCGUCCGAUCUCGGAGCCACUUCCCACCUGGAGUGUUCCGACAACAGCCGGACCGUUCGGGUUGUGGCCUCGGCGCAGGGAGCCUCCAUGACGCUGGCCGAGCACUACAAAGGCAGAGACAUCGCCAUCGUAAACAAAGCAGACCUGCGGAUCGGGGAGCUGCAGUGGGGCGACAGUGGCGUGUACUUCUGUAAAGUCAUUAUUGCUGACGAUCUGGAGGGGAAGAAUGAGGGCCAGCUGGAGUUACUCGUGCUAGGCAGGACAGGUGAGCGGGACGAUCUCCUACCUGAGUUUGAUGUGGAGAUUAUGCCAGAAUGGGCGUUUGUGGGAUCUGUAGUCCUGGGCAGCAUCUUGUUCCUGUUGCUGUUGGGGAUUUGCUGGUGUCAGUGUUGUCCUCACUCCUGCUGCUGCUACGUCCGCUGCUGCUGCUGUCCUGACACCUGCUGCUGCCCACGACACUUGUAUGAGGCAGGGAAGAUGGCAAAGAGUGGACAACAGGCCCCAGUACCUGUGUAUCCCUACUACAUUCCUGGUGUCCCUACUGUGGUCCCUCUUGCCCCGUCAUCUCACGUGGACCCAAAGAUCUCCUCUAUUCCCUCAGUGGAGAAUAACCUGGCUGCAGUGCACAGUGGUUAUCGACUGAAAGCCAGUCCAGACCAGGAAUCAAUGAAAGUUCUGUACUACAUAGAGAAGGAGCUAGCUCAGUUCCCUUCUGCCAAGAUGGAUGCUCUCAAAACCUGUAGCCUAUCAGAGCUGAGCUCUCUGCACGAUGGAGGGACAGCAGACUUCAGACACACCUAUCAGACAGUCCAAAUGAAGGCGCUCCCGCCCAUCGCGGAUCUCGAUGACCAUUCAGUAGUGAGAGCAGCUCCACCUACACAUCGUCACAGGCCCAGACGGGACAGGGGAAACCUCUCGGACGAUGAACUAGACAGAAGGUGGAACACUCGCUCAGAGCACCUAAAGAGAAAGACGCUGGGCAGAAGAGGGCGCACCGGCUCCCUGGACGAGCUGGAGGAAUUUGCACAGUCUUAUGGCUCCCGCUGUCGACGGGCCGAGCCUCCAGACCGGGGCUAUGAUCGAGAUCACAGCCCUCCCAGGCGUUCCUACAGAGAAAAAGAUGAUGGCUGGGGGCGCCGCAGCCCCUCUCCUUUACCACAAAAGAGGAGGGACACAUGGGACAGUGAUCGUCCAUCUCGGCCACCUCAAAGCAGAGGAUACGACGACGCCUACCUCAACAAUGUGCUGGAGAGUAAGGCGAGGGGGCGGGGAGGAGAGAGAUGUGCCGGUAGGGUGGACGAGGACAGUGACACUCCGUCCAAAGGCAGCUCCAGAGGAAAGGGCAGCGAUAGUUACUACAGCAGGUCGCCCAGCAACCGUCCGGAAGAGGAGGACCCCUUGCCUCCGUACUCUGAGCGGGAGGCCGAGCGGUACCGCAGGGCUGACCCGACCGCAGACCGGUACCGCACUGCAGAACCUCCCAGAUCAGAGAGAUACAGGACCAGUGAACCAGCCAUGAGGCCUUUUUCUUACACCCGCCCAAACCAGGGAAUGUCCCAUACACUACAGGGGGGCAGAGAGGAGAGAGACAGGAACCGAAACCUGAGCAGCGCACCGAGCAGGGGCACACUCAUAGUGUGACACGGUUUCCCAGCUUCGAUCUGCACAGCACCGCCAGUCCGUUCAUUUACACCGUCCUGUCGCUUCGCAGGAGGAGAUAACUGUCCGACCAUCAGCUACAUGAAGUCUGACUCCUUUCACUGACAUAACUGCACUGAAACGUUAAUGGAUGAAAAAAUGUGUGUGCAUGACGUUUUCUGUCCGUGCUGGACGCCUUUACUUUUUACUGUAUAUAUUCUGCAUGUGUGGUCUACAAAUGUGUGCAACAUGUCUUAUUUGUUACAUUUUCAUGACUGGAUUCACUUCAUACCAGUGCCAAGAUGUGUGUUGUUUUUUUAAUAUUAUCUGCAAAUGGCCUUUUGUAUAAACUAAGCAGAAACACCACUGUCUCAUUAUUUUUCCUCCAGUCUUCAUAUUACUGUUCACUGUAACUCAGGUUCACUUUAUAUUGGUGCAGUUGUCUGUCGUUGAUGUUGUGCUGUAUGGGAGUACUGUACCUUGAAUUUGUCUGCAGAUUUUAAAUUGCACUGCUUAAAUAAUUUUUUAAUAAAGCAAAGUUUACUGAA